AUGACCGAUCUCGUUGCCCUACAUCACUUCCUCGGCAUCUCCGUCACGCACUCCGAUGAUGGUUUGUUUCCGUCCAAGCUACAGUACACCAUUGAUAUUUUGCAGCGCACCGGCAUGGCUGAGUGCCACUCGACCGCGAUGCCCGAGGACUCUAAGUCCAAGCUGUCGGCUACAUAUGGGCCUCCAGUUGCUGAUCCUUCAGAGUACAUGAGCGUCGCAGAUGCUCUUCAUUACCUCACUCUCACGCAUCCAGAUUUGGAAUAUGUAGUUCAGCAGGUCUGCCUCUUCAUGCACGAUCUCCGAGAGCCUCAUUUUGCGCUCAUCAAGCAUAUUCUGUGA
Molecule: messenger RNA, 339 nt
Organism: Panicum hallii
Lineage: Eukaryota; Viridiplantae; Streptophyta; Magnoliopsida; Poales; Poaceae
Exons: 1
Coding region: 1-339 (112 amino acids)
Source: RefSeq, a predicted model, not a curated record